Molecule: messenger RNA, 2200 nt
Organism: Meleagris gallopavo (turkey)
Lineage: Eukaryota; Metazoa; Chordata; Aves; Galliformes; Phasianidae
Gene: ZDHHC1
Product: zDHHC palmitoyltransferase 1
Biological process (GO): peptidyl-L-cysteine S-palmitoylation; protein targeting to membrane
Cellular component (GO): endoplasmic reticulum; Golgi apparatus
Molecular function (GO): protein-cysteine S-palmitoyltransferase activity
Source: RefSeq, a predicted model, not a curated record
GGUCAAGAGCAGAACAGGAGCUGUAAUGAAUUACCAGUGGAACAUUUUUAAACAAGUAGUGAGCAUAGGAGAAAACAGCUUAGCCAGAAUCUUUCUGAACUAUAGCCAUGAAGUUGAUUUUCUCCUGUCUCUAAGAAACACUUAUUUUGGAACUAUCUCCAUUCCUCCACCAAGGAAGAUCAUUAACAUUCUACUUGUCUCUGUCAUUACUCCCUUUUAAGGCUUUGCCUCCCAAGCUCUUCUAUCUACAUCUGCUUGUGUGUCUCUGUAUGUUGUUCUACAAGUGUGCUGCAGGGUUUGAGGGAGGGCAUAGGAAAACUUGGGAACUGCUGCUUGCAGAGUGUGGGGUUGUGUGUCUCCAGGAUUACUGUCAGUCUUACUGUAGUGCAAACCAAGGAGAAAAUUUAACACAGUUCUGUAACUGGAAAGAAGGAAAUCCUUCAGCAGAAGCCUGUUUUGCCAUUCAUAUUUAAAGCUUCCUUAGCAGAACCAGUUUGGUCUAUUGAAGGGGCAUGUGCACGGCCUUAACUGCCUGUUACUUUCCAAAGAUUCUGUAUGGACUAAGAAGCAUGAACCUACGCCAUCAGCCUGCACAUAGGGUCAGAUUCUGGAGUGCCAAAUCAAAGCACUGUGGAUCUUGCAACAAGUGUGUGCGUGGCUUUGAUCACCACUGCAAAUGGCUCAACAACUGUGUGGGAGAGAGGAAUUACUGGUUCUUCUUGAACAGCGUGGUGUCUGCCAUCCUGGGCCUUGGGCUUCUGCUGCUCGUUGCUUUCUACGUCUUUGUUGAGUUCUUCCUUAACCCCACGAUGCUUCGUUCUGACCAUCACUAUGAAGGUCUGAAGAACCACACGGAUGUCUGGUUUGUGUUUCUGCCUGCUGUUCCUGUUGAGACUCGGGCACCUGCCAUUUUGUUCUCAGCUGGGACUUUCAUUCUUUUGAGCCUGGUGACUGUGAGCCUGCUAGGCCACCUCUUGACCUUUCACAUCUAUCUUAUGUGGAACAGACUGACUACAUAUGAGUACAUCCUGCAGCAGCGUGCCCAGCAAGAGGCCAAAGAAGCAGACAAGCAGCCGGAUCCUUGUCCCUCCCAGGUGGUACCCAGUCAGGAAGCAGACUUACUUUCAGCUAACCCUGGCCAUACAAACCCUGGUGUUGGGGUAGAGGACUUCUCAGCAGCCAAUUCAGAAAAAUGCUUUUCAAAGCUCUAUGUCCACGCCAAUGAAGCUGAUCCUGAACGCAGCUCCUCUCCUGACCUCCCAUCUCUUCACUUUGCGGCCCCUUUGCAGAGACAGAAAAAAAGGAGGAGGAAGAUGUUAAGGUCUUCUUCCUCAGUGAUGGAGAGCAGAUCUAAAUCGCAUGCUGGAACUUGGGCUUCUUUUCCAGGUCCCCAGUCAGAGUUUCCAGCCACAACUGCUGCCACCUCCUCCUCCCACAGCCCUCUCCUCCUGGUGCCCACCGUUCCCCUGCCUACUGCAGUGCAGGCAGCAGCACCCCCAGCUGACUAUCACUCCGAAUCUGCUGAGUCCAUGGAUGAGAUUCCUGUGGCUCAGACUCACCUCGGCAGCACAGCCCUUCACAGCCCUUGUAAGAACAGCUCAAGCAGUGCUCGGCGCUGUCCCGUGUCCACACCUGAUCCCAAACAUUGCAAGGGGAAGAGUCUGUAUUCUGGGCACAAGGUGAAAAGGAAAAGCUGCCAGCGAGACAGACGCAUGGAACGAGAUCUGGAACUUUUUUCUAAGACUCCUGCUGUGUUUGUAAGUAAGAGCAGUGGAGAACUUCAUGUCUCUCAGCCCCGGCCUGGUGGGAACACAUCUGAACCACAGCACAGAAAAUGCACCAGCAAACAGCAUCUGGACAGGCCUGAUCCAUGCCUAAAGGACAUAAGGACAAACACCACAGUGCCCGAGUGACUGUCCUUCCAAAGCCACAGCCUUUGGGGGUGAAGCAAGAUGUUUUUUUUUCCUAUUUGCGUGUUUCUGUUCAAAGGUUUUCGCUCCAGCAGUUCAUUCUCUGGCGACAGCAGCAUCCCUGUGUGUGAUGCUGUCCAACUUUCAGCACUCUUAGCUGAGAGGCAGCAGAAGCCCAGCUGCAUCAUAUUCUUCUGCGUUUCCCUUGUCUCUCAGGACGAGGGGAAAUGGCCUCAAGUUGUGCCAGGGUAAGUUUAGAUUGGAUAUCAGGAAAAACUUUUUUACAAAAA